AUGUCUGCCUAUGAUAACUCUACAAGUGCGCCAAACACCAACGGUGGUGGCAUCACCAAGAAAUCCGUCUCAAUAAAUGUAAAAGAGCAAAGUGACAAGGUUAAGGCUGAUUUCUCCAACCUAGCUGCCGCACGUACCACUCCUACUACUCAAGCAGCUACUGGCCAGCCGCUCACCCAUUAUCACUCAUUCUUUUACAGUCUUCUUUCAUGGGAAAAUCCUCGAGCAUCUGGUAUAGCAUACCUCGCCUCAGUAUUCUUUAUUUUCGCCGCAAGAUAUUUGAACUUUGUCCGUUAUCUAUUCAAGAUUACCUAUGUCGUUCUGGGCAUAACUAUUAUGGCCGAAGUUUCAGGAAAAGUACUUCUCUCUCACGGAUUCACGUCACAGAUUCGUCCCAAAAAAUACUACACUGUUCCUAAAGAAACCUUGAACCUAAUCAUAGCCGAUCUUCAUGAGCUCAUCAACUUCUUCGUCAUUGAGGCCCAGCAAAUUAUCUUUGCCGAGAACCUUCCCGUUUCUAUAGGUGCAUUUGUCGCAGCCCUUUUUUCAUAUUUCCUAGUCAGAUUUGUUCCAUUGUGGGCUCUUUGUCUCUUGGGAACUUCCUCAUUGUUCCUUGGGUCUUUGUUUUACGUUUCAAAUCAGGAGAUGAUUGAUCAGCACCUUGCCUGCACCGCUGAUGUGAUUAAUAAGCAAACAGAGCAGGUUAAGGUGCUUGCCAGCCAGCAAGCUGCCCGUGCUACCAAACAAACUAUGCUAUUCAUGGAGGACUAUUCAAUCAAGGCUCAAGGAAUGAUUUCAGGUGGUCGCCGUCCCUCAAAUCAGGUACAGAUAGCCUCAAACGCAUCAAAGACGGAACCGUCACUAAAGAAAGAGAAUGCUUCAUCACUGAAUAUUGAGGAUUUUCCUGUUGUACCAGUAGAAGAAUUCAAACCAACCCCGAUAUCUGAGGACCCAAUAACAUUAAUAGGGUCGGAACACAACUUAAUAUCAGCAUAA
Messenger RNA from Blumeria graminis f. sp. triticale, 996 nucleotides. The record is from the annotation of a GenBank genome assembly. NCBI's taxonomy places the organism in Eukaryota, Fungi, Ascomycota, Leotiomycetes, Helotiales, Erysiphaceae.